AUGGGGGAUUGCAGAACUCUGAUUGAAGCUGAAUACAGAGCUUGCUGGGGAAAAUCAGCCAUCACUUCUGAGGUUCCUUUAAGUCCUCACCAGUCCACCUUCAAGCCAGCCAAGGGAAUAUUCCAUGCCUAUAAGCGUCAGUUCAUUUGCCCAGUUCAGCACAGUACCCCAGAAGGUGGCAAACUGUCCUGCUUUGGUCAAGAUCCAACAGUGUCUCUGUGCGCCCUGAACUUGGAUCAGGCAAAACACGCCCCCCGCGGGAGACGGCGGGGCGAGCGGGAGGUGGCAGCGCCUCCGCUCCCUCGUCACCGUCACCCGCCCCGCCCCGCGCAGGAGCGAGCAGCCGCGGGCUGGAGAGAAAGGGGAAGCACGCCCCGAGCCGCACAAAGGCGGCCGCCCGCGGCCCGGACGCCCCGCAGCACGCCCGAGCGGCCUCGCCGGGCGGCCUGCACCCUGCGGCCGCCGCGCACGGGGCACCUGCCGCCCCGCGGCCGCCUGCGCGCCCACCCGGCCCCUCGCGCCCACCUGAGCGCCGCGCCCCCCGCGCCCGGCUCCGGCGGCCGCCCCGCCCCGCCGCGCGCCUCACUUUCUCGUCCUUCCGACUCGCCGCCGAGUUUCUCUUCCCUGCAAAGUUCCAGAGCCGGACCCCGCGGCCUGGCGCCGGCAGUCGGAGGGAAGCGGGCCGGGCCGGGCGGCCGCGGGGCGAGCGGCGCGGCUCCGGCUCGGCGGCGCGGAAAAGGAGAAGGGGAAGGGGAGGAAGGGGCGGGGAGCCUCGGCGGGGUGAUCCCCUCCGACCCCAGCCUGCCCGCCGUAGCUGCUCCGGGGGACUCGUGCGCUGGUUUUCCGCCCCGGCGUUGGCCGCUCUGCCUCUCUCUCCCAGCGACACCGUUGGCAUCACCUCCAGCUGCCAAGAGUUCGGGCUCUGGGGUCAGGCUGCUUCGGUUCAAAUCUUGCUCCACUGCUUAACAAUACGCGGGCCUCUCACUGUUAUGGCCUCUCCCGUUGCGGAGCACAGGCUCCGGAUGCGCAGGCUCAGCGGCCAUGGCUCACGGGCCCAGCCGCUCCGCGGCACGUGGGAUCUUCCCGGACCGAGGCACGAACCCGCGUCCCCUGCAUCGGCAGGCGGACUCUGAACCAGUGCGCCACCAGGGAAGCCCCCCUUCUGUAUUUUUAAUAGAUGAAUAGCAAAUCACUUAUGGUAUAAUUCUCUAACAAGACCAAACAAUAAAUGUAUUACCAAUAAAAAAAUAUACAAUGAUUAAAACGGAUACUUGUCUCUACUCACAGAUUUCAAGAGUAAGGUUAUAAGACAGUAUAUCCUGAAGUAUUAUAACUGUUUUGUUGCAGCAAAGCUAUGGAAC
Messenger RNA from Orcinus orca (killer whale), 1361 nucleotides. Its product is annotated as translation initiation factor IF-2-like. Lineage: Eukaryota; Metazoa; Chordata; Mammalia; Artiodactyla; Delphinidae. The transcript is spliced from 3 exons. Bases 1 to 966 code for a protein of 321 amino acids. The record is from RefSeq and is a predicted model, not a curated record.